This is a messenger RNA of Salvia hispanica, 1220 nucleotides long. RefSeq lists its product as uncharacterized. Gene Ontology annotation, molecular function: polysaccharide binding. Lineage: Eukaryota; Viridiplantae; Streptophyta; Magnoliopsida; Lamiales; Lamiaceae. The record is from RefSeq and is a predicted model, not a curated record.
UCCAUACAUAAUAAACACAUUCCCAGUUCUCACAAAAAUGAAAGCAAUCAACACAACUCACAUUCUCCUCCUCACACUCCUCUUAAUCAACAUCCCUCCCCUCCCAUCCCUCCCCGGCACGUGCCGCGACACGUGCGGCCCGAUCCCCAUCAAAUACCCGUUCGGGUCAGGCAGCGGGUGCGGGCACCCCGCCUUCUCCCGCUACGUGAAAUGCAGCCCCGGUGGGGCCCUCCGCCUGUCCACCGCCGGGGACGCCUACUUGGACGUCUCGUCCAUCGACUACGCCUCCGGGUCCCUCGCCGCGGCGGACCCGCUCAUGUCCACGUGCGCGUCCAUGCAGAACUCGGGCAGCUUCUCGCUCGACCCGGGCAGCCCGUUCUCCCUCUCCCCGGACAACAUAUUCGCCCUAGUAGGCUGCUCCACCACCUCGCCCGUGUUCGACCCGGACGCCGACUUCUGCGACACGGGUUCGGGCCAGACCGUGUGCCGCGGGCUCUACUCGUGUAGAGGGGUGGAGGGGAUCGGGUUGGAGCCCCACGACCCGAUAUCCACGUGCUGUGUGUACGAGCCGAUGCAGGUUUUUGCAGGUUCGGUUUUGGAUCUGCCGAAGCUGCAGUGCUCGUCGUACUCGGCGGUUUACGGGUUCGGGGGCAGCGAGGGCGACCCGAUGAGGUGGCAGUAUGGGAUAUUGCUGAGGUUUAAUGAUUCCUAUGAGAGUAGUGAUUGUAGGAAUUGUGAGGAUAGUGGUGGGUUUUGUGGGUUUGAGGGUGUGGAGGAGUCGUUUGUUUGUAGGUGUCGUAACGGCGUCAAUUCCACCGUUAACUGCUAUGGGAGAGGCAAUGGCUGGAGCCGAGCGGGGACACCCGGAAUUCAAACGGCAUUGACUAUUGGAGGGUUCUUGCUUAUGUGGAUGAUUGCUUUCCUCUAAUAUAAAUCCAGAUUUUGUAAUUCCUCAAUGUCGACCAGGAGAUAAAACUUGAGAGGAAAAUCAUCUUAUCAUUUCGCACAAUUUGAUUCUUGAGAUGCUGUGGAAAUCAAUUUGCUGUGUUCUAAUUUUAGUUAAUAGUAUAACGGUGUUCGUAUGUUAAAACAUGUCUUAUAAAUUGGUGAGUUAAUAUGUAUGUGCACCAUCCUGCAACAUGCAAGAUGCAUAAAUUAUUAUUAGUAUAAGCUAAGUAAUACAUUUACUCGUGCGUCAAUUCUUUGAAGAAAUUAGUGUA